Aureobasidium musti is the source of this 2324-nucleotide messenger RNA. The record is from the annotation of a GenBank genome assembly. Lineage: Eukaryota; Fungi; Ascomycota; Dothideomycetes; Dothideales; Saccotheciaceae.
AGUUCUUGGCAAUCACCAUGGGCAUGCGACUACAGAAGACAGCAUCGUCUUUCUUCCAGUCUCGAAGCGUUUCCGGACAAUCUUCCCGAAGUGCGCACUCACCACUGGCAUCUCCUACUGUUGAGAAGGCUGGAUCUCUGGAACCUCAGCGUCCUCUAUCGCCCAAUUCUCGAUCAAGACCCUCAUCUCGUCUUCGCAAUAGAAGUCCUCCCUCGCCACCCGCGGACGAGUUAUUUAAUAGGCCGACUGCCGAUACGCUAGAUCCAGUGCUCGCUGUGAGGGACGAUAAAAGNAACCGCCGGAGAUCAUGGUUCGGGCGAAGUAAGAGCACCGAGAGCAUAGAAAGAGGACCCAAGGCAUGGGUCGUUGGCCAUCCCGAACGUCCAACAUACGAUCUCGGUCGUCUGGCUGGUGGAGAACAUUUGCUGGAGUUGUGGGACGAAACCGCAGACUGCGAGGUACACUUGUUUCCUAGGACUUCUGGCAAGGGUCCUUCGUUCAAGAUUGAUUCGGCGUUGUUGGCUUCAUCGAAGCUUUUGUCCGAGUUAGUCAUACCUUUCCAAUCGGAUGUCAAUACGAACACUGAGGGGCCUCAUACGCCUCCUAUGACUCCUAAAAGUGGAUCGAAAUGCCAGCUCUUUCUACCAAUCGCAUUGAAGUCCGAUGUGGCCCUGUCGGUGCCGACUGGUUUUCAAGGAUUAUCAGAUGAUGAGGAGAUUCUUGUUACAACACGCAAUCUCUUUGCUUUCCUUGCUGGAGAAUCCUUGGUUGCCACACAGGAGAACCCUACUAUNUUUUCUGUCUUGAUCAGGGUAUCUGAUACUCUGAAACAGUUUGGCUUCUCGAACCUCGAUGGAUCAACAUUUGGCGAAAUUGCAACUUCCAGCUUCGACAGAUAUGUGGAUGAGCUCGGUUUGGCCGACGUGAGGUCGAGCCGUGAGAAGACUAUUGAAGGUAUAAUCCUGGGAGAGCGCAUGAAGAGCAUCAAGUUGUAUAACGAGGCCUUCACGCAUGCCAGCGGGAAAUACGACGAGCUUCUGAAAUCAGGAAGUCCCAAAUUCAGAAUGAUCAGUCCCAUAACUGCGAACAGACUGGGACGUGCAGCGAUGGAUCUGGAGAAGCGUACGGCAAGCGUUCGACAAACCUUGGAAGACUUUGACUUUCCGCAACUCUUCUCCGGCUUCCUGAACAGCAAGACAGCCGAUGAGCGCAAGGAUGUUGACUUUGACCUUCUGCGAGACUCGUUCCUCGGGACUCGGAAGUUUGUCAUGUCAUAUUACAAAAGUCGAUUUGGUUCGUGGCCGCCAAAAGCCUCGAAAAGAACGAAUUGGAAACAAGCGUUUGUCAANGAUUUAUACCAUGACUUCUGCGCUGUGUACGACUUCUUGGUGGACCGCACGAGUCUGACAAAUCGUACCGCAGAUGGUGUCUUGAUCGACGAUAGAGAUGCUGAUGCACCACGGGUACGAGCACUUCGUGCUGUGCUUAGUGAGUACGACCGAUCUUUGCCGCCCGUCAAACCACCAAUUCCAUACGACCUGCCCAUGAUCCCAUCGUUGAGACAGACCCGUUGCAAUGGGUGGGGUGAUGCGAAGAAAGAAGCGAAGGCCAUGUCGAAGAAGUUGAAAGAGGACGACAUUGCGGAGAUCAUGACAGCUUCACACAAUAUCGAUGUCCCACCCUCGCCAUUCUUAAACUGUUUCAGAGAGGUCGAAAGAAAGUCAGCCAAGCAUCGCACUAUCAAAGAACUGGCAGAGAUUCGUAUGGGCCAAUGGCUCUUCGUCUAUGCCGUGCUGCAAGCUUUGCCAUUGGUCACGGUUGAUGGACCUCAACUCCAGCAUACUCAGGGUGUGGAGUAUUUCCUUUGCGAAUCUCCCAGGUUUGGUGUGCCUUGGGCGAGGGAAGAAGCGCUUCGUGACGUUAGUCGUACCGGAAUAGCCAGAGCAGGGGGCAUCGCUCGCCUGCCUGCUGAUGUCUUCCAUCAUGGCGCGGACGGCAUAUACUUCCGAAGCCACUGCUGGCAGGCAGCUGAGAGAUGGAGUGCUGCAAACGCAGUACUAGCUUCAGAACUUCCUUUGCAACACCACCUCGACAUACAAGAAUUCCACCCUCCCGCUGUCGUUGGGGCACAGGCACCGGAGAGCAGGAAUGGCAGUCCUGCCCCUGAGGUUGAGAGUCGACGAAUAGUAGGUCUUGGUCUGGAUUUGCCUUCAGCUUCUUCCNNAGGUAACAGGACUCGAUCAGCAAGACCGGUUAGCGUGUAUGACCCUAACUUGACAUUCGACUCCUUCUUACCUGCAUCUGGUAUGGGCAAGAAGAAAAAG